Molecule: messenger RNA, 4923 nt
Organism: Scheffersomyces stipitis CBS 6054
Lineage: Eukaryota; Fungi; Ascomycota; Pichiomycetes; Serinales; Debaryomycetaceae
Gene: MLT1
Product: Mlt1p
Exons: 3
Coding region: 1-4923 (1640 amino acids)
Biological process (GO): transmembrane transport
Cellular component (GO): membrane
Molecular function (GO): bilirubin transmembrane transporter activity; ATP binding; ATP hydrolysis activity
Source: RefSeq, a predicted model, not a curated record
AUGACUAUCGGUGAACCUGGGGUAGGUCGGAUUGACCAGGCUAUAGGCGUACUGCACACGAGUCUGUUCAUGACAAUCACCUUCGGUCCUGACACUUGGAAGUCUCAAUGGGGUAAACAUCGGGUGUUGAGCUGGUUUUUCGUUAAUUGGAAGCAGUCUGUCAAUUUUUCAGAUACUUAUCCUGCCGUGUUGGAUAUUUCCAUGGACUCAAUCACGCAUUUGUGGUUGCUGAAACUGAACCCGCUAGGAUCUGUUCACAAUGUCGGCCUAGAGUCGUUCUACGAGCUAGAACUGCCAGAUUGGACUUCUCCAUUGUACUCGCCUACUGGAAACGCGUUGAAUCCACCUUUCGUCAAGAAAGUUUCUUUGUAUGUGAAUUACUUCUUCCUCGCCUGGCUUAUCUUGCAACUCGUGGCAGCGCUUUUCGCUCCUACAAAGAAACUCACUAAGACAUACUCGCAAAUAGGCUUUCCCAAAAAAGUUGCUGUGAUAACUUUGCAAGCUUUGGCCAUAUUAGGCAUCUACGUUCUGUCUCAUGACAUCAAUAUUAUCGUCUAUUUUGCUACUUUGCUCUUGUUGGUACUCCCAUUGCAAUUGCUUGCUCCCAGAAAAUCGCCAAUUUCGUAUGCUGCGGUCUUGUUCUUCUGGUUACUGUCAAUUGUCUUGUUUGUAGUUCCAAUUGUUCAAGACACUUUUUCGACUAUCACGAUCUACCGAACUUCGAUCUUCACGUAUGUUUGUGAAAUAUCUGUUGUCUUGACUUCGAAUGUGUUGUUAUUUCUCGAUAACGCCGAUUACCAGGUCUUAUUUGAACAGGAAACAGACCCUUACAACAUCUACAAUAUUUUGUACUUUUUGACCUUCUACUGGAUCCAGCCUCUCAUCUCCAAGGCUUAUACUAAGAACGACCUUACGAAAGAUGAAGUGCCAUAUACUUCGGCUCAUUUAUCUUGCGACGUUACUCUAGCAAACCUAUCGGAGAAUUGGGAAGACGAGAAAAAGGCAGCUGCCAAAAAAAGCUGGUUCAUUCCUGAGAUGUUCAGAUCUGGUCCUUCACUAAUGACAGCUAUCUUCAAAUCGUUCUUGUCUUACUUUGUGCUUAAUCUUAGUCUUGAUGUUUUCGAGACUAUCUUAACCUUUUCUCAACCCAUUGUAUUACGUCAGUUGAUCAUUUUCUUCCAAGAUCGCAGCAUCGCGGAAGAAAAACCUCCUAUCAUCGUUGGUUAUGGGCUUGCAAUUUUGCUAUAUGCCAUUAACUGUACAAGGUUCUUCACAUUUAAUCAAGCAUACCAGUACCAGUACGAGUCUAUGUAUGCUGUGCAUUCGUCGCUUGUUUCAAUUAUUCAUGCCAAAUCGUUAAGAUUAUCCCCUGAUUCCAAGAAAGCAAAGUCCACUGGCGAUAUCAUAAACCAUAUCUCAGUUGAUACUGACGUUAUCAAAGGUUUCUUCUAUGGAUUGCAGGACUUUGUUAGUUCACCUUUGAAAUUGACUUUCUGUUUGGUUUCCUUGUAUAGGCUUCUAGGCAAUGCUACCUGGGCAGGGUUAUUAGGUUUCUUGGUGGUACUACCUUUUUCAACCGUUUUGUUCACUUGGUUUGCCAACUGCCAAAAGAGAAUGAUGAAAUUCAAGGAUGAUAGAACCAACUUGACAAACGACAUUCUCACGUCCAUCAAGAACAUCAAGUUGUAUUCGUGGGAAAAGCCAAUGUUGAAAAGGUUGACAGACAUUAGAGACUUGAAGGAAUUGAAUGAACUCAGAAAGAUGGGAACCAUUAUGGCUGCUGUUAUGUUUAUUUGGGGCUGUGUUCCAUUCUUGAUCAGUUGUUCAGUUUACACAGCUUUCACUCUCUUCUACGACAUUCCUUUAACUGCAGACAUUGUUUUCCCAUCAUUAGUCCUCUUUGAUCUUCUCUCUGAGCCAUUAAUGCAAUUUCCACACUUGAUUUCAAAUUACUCUCGUGCUGCAGUUUCCUUUGGUAGAAUUAGUGAUUUUCUCUUACUUGACGAGCUUGAAUUGGAAAAUAGCAAAACUUAUAGCCACAAACUUGACUCACCUACUAACUCGACUCCAGUUAAGCUUGAAAAUGUCACUUUGUUGUGGUCUACAAAGGAGAACGCAAACAAAAAGUUCCACGAUGAGGAGGCUCAGGUUGAAGAAACACAUAGCAAUAUUGCUUUGUCUAACAUUAACAUUGCUGCCGAGGCAGGAAAAUUGACAUGUAUUGUAGGAAAGGUUGGAAGUGGUAAAACUACCCUUAUCAGAUCUAUCUUGGGUGAAAUUCCUAUUCAUACACAACCUUAUUCUGAUGAUUCUGAGUAUGUAUUUCCUAGGGUUGAAAUUAAUGGUGCAAUCGCUUACUGUCCCCAAACUCCAUGGAUUUUGGAUGGAACAGUCAAGGAGAACAUUUUGUUCGGCUACAGAUAUGAUGCUGCAAACUACAAGAAGACAGUAGAAGUCUGUGAAUUAGUCAGUGAUUUCCAAUCCUUGGCUGAUGGUGACAAGACUGUUGUAGGUGAAAAGGGUAUUUCUUUGAGUGGUGGACAGAAAGCUAGAAUUUCGUUAGCUCGUGCUGUUUACUCAGGGGCUGAUAUCUAUCUUUUAGAUGACGUGCUUUCUGCUGUAGAUGCACAUGUUGGAAAGAAAAUCAUUGACAAUGUGUUAGGUAGAAAUGGUAUUCUUGCUUCAAAAACAGUCAUUUUGGCUACGAACUCUGUUCACGUUUUACAUGAAGCUCACAACAUUUACAUGUUGAAGAAUGGAACCAUUAGCGAGAGCGGUGACUACGAUACAGUCAUGGAAAGAAAGUCUGAUUUGGCUCAAUUGUUGCAGGAGUUCGGAAAAACAAAGAAGUCCCAAGAAACCGAAACUGAAACUGAAACUGAAAUUGAAGAAGUUAGUGAGCAAGCUCACUCGAGUACCAAACGUCGGGAAAUAGACCCAGUUGAUGUUGAAGAGGAAAUAAUCGAGUAUGUUUCUGAGAGUAUUGAUCCCGGUCAAGUAAACACUGGCGGCUUUCGUCGUGGAAGUUUGGUUUCAUUUGGACACGAAUAUACAGAUGACGAAGAAGAUGAUACAGCAAGAAAAACUGGAAAAACGGAAGAGAAGCUUGGAAAAGGUCAAGUUAAGAGAGAUGCUAUUUUGAGUUAUCUCAGAGCAGCUAGUUACAAGUACAUCAUACUCUACUUGGUUUUGUCUAUUGGUACUUACUUAUGUACCAUGUUGGAUAAGAUCGUUUUGACAAAUUGGUCAGAGAAGAAUAGUGCUGCUGGAGACACUGUCAAUCCACACCUUUACUUAACUCUUUAUGGAAUUGUUGGUAUUCUGGGUGGGGGUUUUGUAUUGAUUAGUUCAGUUAUUGUCUGGACAUUCUGUAUUGUUCCGGCUUCAUCAUUUUUCCACACUAGGUUAGCCAAAUCGGUCAUGGCUUCUCCAAUGUCUUUUUUUGAGACGACUCCAGUGGGAAGAAUUUUGAAUCGUUUCACAGAAGAUAUUGGAAGUCUUGAUAUGGAAAUUCCAUGGGUUUUGAUUAUGUUGGCUCUGACGUUUCUUAAUGCGUUCAUUACUUUUGGUGUUAUCAUUUACGCAGUACCAAUUAUCUUGUUCUUCCUUAUACCCAUGUCAUUUAUUUACAAUUACAUUCGCCAACUUUACAUUCCUGCUUCAAGAGACCUAAAAAGAAUCGAGAGUGCUUCCAAGAGUCCUAUUAUCUCUUCUAUUCAGGAGUCGCUUAAUGGCGCUGACACGAUCAAAGCUUUCAACCAAGAAGAAAGAUUUACUCAUAUGACAAGGGGAGCGGUGGAUGAGUGUAUUUCUGUAGGUUUGAUUAUCCUGGGAAUUCAGAGAUGGUUAUCGAUCAGAUUGCAGUUCAUUUCGUCUACAAUUUUGUUCGUUACUGCCGCAUUGGCUGUUACAUCUUUGACUACCAGUGCUCCUAUGAACCCCUCCGUCUUUGGUUUUGUCAUGUCGUACGCCAUGAAUAUAGUCUAUGUCUUGAAUGCAAUCGUGAGAACUUGGGCUGAAGCUGAAACUCAGAUUGUUGUGUUGGAAAGACUCAAUGAGUAUAGUGAACUUCCAUCUGAGGCUCCAAUGGAGAUCGAAGACAAGAAGCCUGUGAAGAGCUGGCCGGAACACGGUACAAUCUCGUUCAACAAUUAUUCUGUGAGAUAUAGAGAGAACUUAGAUCUCGUCCUUAAAGGCAUUAACAUCAACAUUAAUGCCAAGGAAAAGAUUGGUGUAGUGGGAAGAACUGGAGCUGGUAAGUCCUCGCUUACUUUAGCAUUAUUCAGAAUCAUUGAAGCAGCGUCAGGUAAUAUUUCAAUCGAUGGAGUCAAUACCAAUGAAAUCGGAUUAUACGAUUUAAGACGUCACCUUAUGAUUAUUCCUCAAGAGUCUAGUUCUUUCAGAGCUUCUGUGAGAGAAAACUUGGAUCCGUUUGGUGAACAUUCAGACGAACAAUUAUGGAAAGUUUUGGAAACUGCUCACUUGAAAGAGCACGUAGAAAAGAUGACAACAGAACCAACCGAGCAGGAGAAGAAAGAAAGUAAAAAUGCAGACGAGUUAGGAACUUCCAGAGGCUUGGAUGCCAAGGUAGCUGAAAAUGGCGCUAAUCUUUCAGCUGGUCAGAAGCAGUUGUUGUCUUUAGCCAGAGCACUUCUUCACGAGUCCAGUAAGAUCUUGGUACUCGACGAAGCAACAGCUGCUGUGGAUGUACAAACUGAUAAAAUCAUCCAACAGACUAUCAGAGAGGAGUUCAAAGACAAGACAAUCAUUACCAUCGCUCAUAGAUUGAACACUAUUAUGGACAGUGACAGGGUCUUGGUUUUAGACAAGGGUGAAGUUAAAGAAUUUGAUACACCAGACAAAUUGAAGGAGAACAAGGAUGGUAUCUUCUAUUCCCUUUGCAAGGAAGGUGGUUAUUUGUAA